GUGAAACUGCCGUGAUAGAUGUUCGAAUUUUAGCACGGGCCGCUGAAGUUGUUUAAAAUUAAAAUAAUUACAAAAGAAAGAAUAAUCCGAUGGCAAUUGAACAAACCCUUCUCCCGUCAUCUCCUUUCUCUGCGCUCGAAUCCCCUCUCUUGGGCUCAAAGUCUGCUAAAUAUGUCGAUCUCCUUACUCCGCUUCAACAUUAUGUCUUGUUAUUAUACUAUUACUUAGCAUUCUUGCAAAAAUCAUAGUUAUCUAUCAAUGGUCAUGUAUCAAGCAGAUUAUAGGCAGAAAAGAACAUAAAUGUAUUAUGUAUGAUUGAUACUUGAGAAGAUGGAUGAAUAGGAAGUUAAAAUAACUGCUUUUGAAAUUCUAUAUAUUUUAUGAGGAGCAUUGAUGCCUUGAUGAAACAGAUAUUGCCGGUGUGGGAUUGACAGGGUCCAAGACAAUCCUUUGGUGGUAGUGAAUCAUUUUCAGGAUUAAAAAUGAUUGUUGGUCUGUCUAUUAAAAAUGUCUAUUGAUUUUCAGGAAAUCUUUCUGCAUAUUGUUUUGUGGAAGAAAUUGAGAUGGAUAAUGAAGAGGCUCUAUAAUAAUAUUAGUGGUCUUUAACGAGAGCACUUCCUGCAGAGAUACAAGAAGAGCCACUUUCAGCAGGUCUUUAACAAGAGCAUCAUUUUAUAGGGAUAUAAGAAUAACAACUUUCAGCAGAUCUUUGAGAACCAUUCAAUUGUAUUUAGACUUUAAGUUUUCUUCAUGUAGAGAUAUACAUGCGAUUUUCCUUCUAGCCUCUACGUAGAUGUGUAGAUGUGUAUAUGUGUUUUGAUAUUCUAAAUACUUUGUCUGCAAAUAUUUUUUUGUAUUCAGUUUGGUAAAUGUGUUUGAAUAUUCAGACCUUUUGGGAAACCACCGGUGGUUAUUUAAAAUAACCAACAUAGUGCAUGUAUAUUUUUUUUCUAAAAAAGCUACGUCUAACGAUAGUUUUUUGAGAGAACUGACGUAAUAUGUAUUUUUUUUUAUUUUUUUGAAAUUAUAUUCAACGUCGGUUUUGUUAAAUAACCGAUGUAACAUGUAUUUAUUUUAUUUUUUUCGAAAAUAUAUGUAACGUCGUCUUUUUACAAAACCGACGUGGAAAGUAACUUUUUACGUCGGUUUUAUAACCGACGUUAUAGGGUGUAACCUAUAAUGUCUCUCACUUACACGUUGGUUCUGGAACCGACGUUAAAAGUAUAAAAUAACGGACAUUAUAUGUUUCUUGUCUCAUAGUGCAUAAUUUAGCUUCUAUCAAAUUGAAUGUUGAAUAACGUGCUUUCAGUUUUUGAGCAAUUCUUGGGAAAGGUUUAUAAUGUGCUUUCAUUUUUUGAGCUAAUAAGUUGAAUUGUGUUGAACAACCAGCACAGAUAGAGUGCGGAAGGCGACGAGGAUCGGAAUUUAAGGUGCGGACAAAGAGGACACAGUCGACACGAAACUGGUGACGCGCAGGAAGUAGGAGAGAGCUAGGGUUCCCGGGGAAUCAUCGUUGGUUUUCCGGCGAGGGGAACAUUACUGCCCUCUCUUCCGGUCUUCGCCAACGACCGCCAUACAUAAACUUGGAGACCCAAUUUCCCGCUGAUUGCCAAUAAUAGUUCAUUCCAAAGGAAUUUCUGCAAAUCCGGAUAAGAUCGGGAAAUAUAUUAGAUGCGUUAAUGGAAAGGAAUAGUUUGGAGGAACAAUGGGAAGAAAGAAAUUGAAUCUCUUUAACUUCUGAUUGUAGUUGUACAUGGCGAAUCCCGAUUCUCAAUGCCGUUGUGUUUUUGUUGGAAAUAUACCUUAUGAUGCUACUGAAGAACAGCUAGUUCAAAUCUGUGAGGUGGUUGGCCCUGUUGUUUCCUUCAGAUUAGUAACUGACAGAGAAACUGGAAAACCCAAGGGUUAUGGAUUUUGUGAAUACAAGGAUGAGGAAACUGCCCUCAGUGCUCGCCGUAAUCUGCAGGGAUAUGAGAUUAAUGGUCGCCAGUUAAGAGUUGAUUUUGCUGAGAAUGAUAAAAAUGCUGACAAAAACCGUGAACAAGGUCGUGGUGGACCUGGUGCAGCUGCUGAUCCUCAAAGACAUUUAGGGGGGCCAUCCGCUAUUGGAAAUUCAAGUUUACACCAGCCAAUUGGACACCCGAUAGCUACAAGUGCUGCCACCGUCAUGGCUGGAGCUCUUGGAGCGGCUCAAUUGGGGCAGACAGGCUUACAGAUUCAGUUUGGAUCUGGCAUUGAUCCUUUAUACCUUUCUAAAAUGUCAAGGAGUCAGCUGUAUGAAAUAAUUUCUGAUAUGAAGGCUAUAGCAACACGAAACAAGGAACAUGCCCGUCAACUAUUACAUACAAUUCCUAACUUGCCUAAAGCAAUUUUCCAGGCACAACUAAUGCUUGGACUGGUUUCUCCUCAAAUGUUACAGGUGCCUAAUAUUCGGCCAUCAUCUGUUCCUCCACCGCAGUCUGUGUUGCCUGACAAUCAUCACAACCAACAACUAGCAAUUCAAAUGCUUCCCGGGGCUGCCCCCCCUCUCCACGGUUCUCACGUCCAACACCCACAGUUGACUGAAAACAACAAUUUGCUACAUGGGAGAUUGCCAGCACAUAUUCGCGCUCAGGGUAAUUUGACUGCUAUCCCUCAGAUUCAGGGUGACACAUCCUCUUUGAAGCAGCAAAUGCGACAUCCUUUGUUGCCUACUCGUCCUGCUAAUUUAGUCUUUACUAGCCAACCUGCUGCACCUAAUGCUGCAUUUCAACCUUCUUCAUUAGCACAUCCACCACCUACUGAAAAAGUUUUUCAGCCAGGUUCCUCGGUAUUGUCUGCUACUCCUGACAACAUUAAUAAGCGUCCUCUUGACACCCAAUCUGGUAAGAGUUCUGUUUGGCUCAAGAAACCAAUUCAAACUUCAGGGUUUCCGGAGAGAGCUGGAAUGCUAAAUGACAGUACGGAUGCGAUGAAUCACCCAUCAAAGUUGUCAAAACUAAAUGAUGGAAGGAGUUCCUAUCCAUCAGGAGAAUCAAAUGUGGAUAAUUUGGUAACCAGACCUUCAAGGAUAGCUAGCGUAUCUGGAAAACAUAUUUCCAGAACAGAAGAGGCUUCAAGCUCUGAGAAACAUCCUCCUCUUCAGCUGACCCCAGAUGUGGAGUCAACCUUAUUGCAACAAGUGAUGAGUCUGACUCCAGAACAGUUAAGUUCAUUGCCCCCGGAUCAGCGAGAGCAAGUCCUUCAGCUACAACAGAUGCUUAGGCAGCCAGCGUAGGUUGUGUAUGAUUAGAGACAUUUUACUCCCAAUGGCCUUUGUUGGUGUGGUCUCACCCUAACAUUUUUUUCACAAAGGCAGUGAGUGGUCUUAAGCAGCCGCAAUGAAGAAAAGCCUUCUCAAAUAACCCGAAGCAGUAAUGGCUGGCUACACAUAUGCAUUGGUUCGGGCUAACAUUCUUAGGCGUGCAGCUAUCUGUGAAAUCAUAUUUUUCCCUUGAUGUAAAUUUAUUUGUUUAAACUUUCAAAGAUUAGCAUAGGAUAAUUGCUAGAGAGAAAUUCUCUUCAUGUAACUAUGUAUAAACCAUGCCUCUAAUGAAUAGCAAUGAUACAAAUUAAAAAAAAAUGUUGAACAGAG
Messenger RNA from Cuscuta europaea, 3613 nucleotides. Lineage: Eukaryota; Viridiplantae; Streptophyta; Magnoliopsida; Solanales; Convolvulaceae. The record is from the annotation of a GenBank genome assembly.